CAAACCACGGCCGUAGCUGCUGUUGCUGCCGCUCCAUGUCGCAGCUCAUUUCGCUCUAUCCGCCACCUGUUGGCGCCUCUACCUGCCUCCCUCCGCGCGUUUCCUCCUCCUCCUCCUCCUCCUCUCUUCCUAUUCUCCACCUCUCGUCCUCUGAUCGUGGACGACAACCCCGAUUCCCCGCCAUCGCUACCAAGGCUAAACCAAAUAGGCGCGCCAAAACCCUACUAGAACCCCAAGAGGUCUCCGAGAUCGGGGAUGAAGACGACGUCGAAGACGAAGGAGGAGGAGUUGAUGCUUUCCCUUUUGGUGAUGGGUUUACGGCGGAAGAGGGAGGAGGUGGAGAAGAAAAUAGCGAGGGAGACGAGGACGGGGUCUUGAAUUCGUCGGGUGGGUACGGAGGAAGAGGCGACGGGAAGGAUUACGACAAAGACCCCGAGCUGGCGGAGAUCCUCGCCAGCUGCUUCGAUGACCCCCAGAAGGCCCAGUCUCGAGUUGAGGAGAGGAUAAGGAGGAAGAGGGAUAAGAUACUGCAUUCCAAGACCGGCUCUGCUACGCCCAUGAAAGUCACAUUCAACAAGUUUCACUAUUCAAACUCCUAUAUAUGGUUUGAAUUCUACAAUGCUCCAUUAGCAAAAGACAUAACUUUAAUCUGCGAUACUAUUCGGUCUUGGCAUAUAGUUGGCCGCCUUGGUGGGUGCAACUCGAUGAACAUGCAGUUAUCACAAGCACCUCUUGAGAGUAAAAGACCAAGUUAUGAUGCUAUUCAAGGAGCAAACAUUACCCCAACAACAUUUUAUAACAUUGGGGAUCUCGAGAUCCAAGACAAUUUGGCACGGAUAUGGGUAGAUAUCGGUACAAGUGAACCAUUACUUCUGGAUGUACUAAUUAACGCGUUGACCUGCAUAAGCUCAGAUUAUGUCGGGAUCAAACAGGUGGUCUUUGGAGGUUCAAAUUUUGAGAAUUGGAAGGAGAACUUGACAUCAGAGGAUGCCGGUUACAGCAUCCACAAGAUCUGACUUGCGUUCAAUGGAGGCGAUUGGCCAUGAAAUAUUUUUAUAAUAUAGAUACUUUGUUGUUGUUUGAAUGACAAACAUAUAAUCCUGUGAUCGGAGGUUCUUCAGACUAAAAAAGAGGAGUACAGUUUCUGUCUACAGCACAUUUAUCAGCCACAUCUCUUGCUUAGUGAUUGAUAAACUGUGUGAAAAAGCAUUUGUAAUUGUUUCAGCUUUGUGUAUUUGUUGUGAUGUGUGGUCUAGAAAAAUGAGAUGUGGAUAUAUAUACAUGUCAUCGUCUCGCAUACCUAUUCAAACUGGUCAUCAAUCAACACAUAAGAUUGAUUAGCCUUGCCUAUU
This is a messenger RNA of Musa acuminata subsp. malaccensis (wild Malaysian banana), 1352 nucleotides long. RefSeq lists its product as uncharacterized. NCBI's taxonomy places the organism in Eukaryota, Viridiplantae, Streptophyta, Magnoliopsida, Zingiberales, Musaceae. The record is from RefSeq and is a predicted model, not a curated record.